Molecule: messenger RNA, 5252 nt
Organism: Siniperca chuatsi (mandarin fish)
Lineage: Eukaryota; Metazoa; Chordata; Actinopteri; Centrarchiformes; Sinipercidae
Gene: ankef1a
Product: ankyrin repeat and EF-hand domain containing 1a
Exons: 12
Coding region: 380-2716 (778 amino acids)
Molecular function (GO): protein binding
Source: RefSeq, a predicted model, not a curated record
ACAUCUUUCCACGCUGCAGUCGUAUUACCGAACUCAUCACCAGUACUUGAAAGCAGCAUCAGACACUACCAAAGGACAAAACGUCCUUCCCGGCAUUUUCACGCGUUCCGUUGCCAUGGAGCUGAGUUUGUUUUCUUCCUCCGGUCUACACAAAGUGAGAGGUUGUGCUUUAAAAUAAAGUAAGGACCUUGUGGAGAAACUCGCCAUAAGUGUGACUGUCCUCGCUGUCAAGACGUGCUGGGUAUGUGAACAACAAAGUGCAAGGACUCAAAGUUUUCCAGCCCGGUAAGAAGCGCGUGCCAAACAAGGAAACACAGGGUGGCUAGCUAACGUUAUCUAUCCCGUUAACCUCAGUGUGCAGCCCCUGUCUGACCCCAUAAUGAGUGGCAGAGUAGCAGAGAGCCGCCUGCAGGUCCUUCAGAUCUACCGCCUGCUGCAGUGCGUCCGUGAAGGGGAUAAGGUGCAGAUAGAGAAGAUGGUGAACCUUGGGGUGGAAAACCUCAUCAAUCUCACUGAGCCACAAGACGGCACAGGGGCACUUCAUGUGGCAGUUUCAGCCAACAAUCAUGACCUGGUCAUCUUCCUUCUCUCCCAGGGAGCACACCCUGACGUCCAGGACAAGAAGGGCCACACUGCAGUCAUGUUAGCUGCUGAGCUCGGCAAUGAUGCCAUAGUGGCACUGCUGGCCCAGAGCCAUGCUAACCUGAGGCUCCAAGACACUGAGGGCAAAGGUGUGCUGUUCUACUGUAUCUACCCCACCAAGCGCCACUUCCGCUGCCUGCAGGUGGUACUGAAGUGCCACGCAGACGUCAACAAUGUGUCUGCGCAGGGGACUCAUGUCUUCCAGUUGAUGUGUGAAAAAGCCCAGGAGUGCACCCCCAUGUGUCUCAUCAUGCUGGAUGCAGGGGCAGACCCCAAUGCAACAAAUCAGAAAACUGGUGUCACAGCGUUGAUGGAGGCAGCCAAGGCAGGCUCCCUGCAGCUCGUUAAAACCAUUCUCAAGAGAGGGGGAAACCCCAAUGCCCUGGACCAAAAACGCCUCGCAGCAAUACACUAUGCCGCCAUGGGGGGCUUUUUUGAGGUGAUUCAGGUGCUGUCAGCAUACUCAGCAGACAUGGGCGUUAUCAACCUAGAGGACUGCACACCCCUACACUAUGCUGCUGCCACCGGCGAUGCUAAUUGCUGCAAGUUUCUGGCACAGAGAGGUUGUAACCCCAAACUGAAAAACCAGGAAGGUUUGCUCCCACGUCAGAUUGCCAAAGACGCUGGUCACAAAGCAGCAGCCAAGGAGCUGAAGAAAGCAGAGAGGCAACAAGGAAAAGGCAACAAAUCUAGCGGCGUCGGCCUCAUGUCAGAUCUUUGGGUCCUGACCCUCCAUGACUGGUCUCAUGAGUACGAGACUGAAUUACGGCAAGCCUUUGGGAACAAAUCAGACACAGUUACGACUGAGAUGUUUAUUUCAGUGUUAGAAGAACUAAAAGCUCCAGUCGAAGUAGACCAGCUGCAUACAGUCAUCUCAGCCCAUGACAAGGGAAGAGAGGGGUGUGUCAACAUUAAUGAUUUCAUCAGAGGUGUCAAGUACAUCAAGAAACCAUUCCUCCUCUCCUCUUAUAUGCCUAAAAAGAAAAAGGGAGAAAAGGGAGGAAAAGGAGGCAAGAAGAGGGGUAAAUUUGUCCUCCCUAUGCCCAUUUGCACCCUCCCGCCGGAGCUUAUGCCCCGGCGACCAGAUGGAGGCCCACCCCACUUCAUGAUUGAGACAUACUACAACUGCUCAGACAUCCGUCGAUUUGACCGUGAUCACCCGCCAGAACAUCCCAUAAUGAAUGACUCAGGAUGGUACAUAGAAAAGCCAGAUAAGGUCUACGUCAAUAUCAAUUACUGUGUGAAAAGUGGAGACCUGGAGUCUCUGGAGCUUGCUCUCAGUCAAGGGGUUCCUGUGGAUGUAAAAGAUCCGUUUUACAAGACCCCGCUGAUGGUGGCCUGCUCCAGUGGCAACUACGAGGUGGCUCAGUACCUCCUCAGUCGGGGGGCGGAUGUUAAUGUGCGUGACCAGUUCUUCUGGACGCCACUCCACCAUGCGGCUCACGCUGGACAAGUGGAACUUAUUGAACUUCUGGUGGAGGCCGGGGCCACCAUAGAUGCCCGGGCCCUCAGUGGAGGCACGCCCCUUAUGAGGGCCAUCGAGAGCUCUCGACCCUCCUGUGUGGACUUCCUCAUCAAGGCGGGUGCCAGUGUAAAUGCAGAGAACAAGAAAGAACAAAACUGCCUCGACAUUGCCAGAGCUUUUGCAGACUCCAGGAUAAUUGACUUGGUCAAAGACAAGAUGGAUUCUUUGCCUAAACCGAAGGAGACAGCAAAGGGAAAGGGGGGCAAAGCUCAAAAGCCUAAACCUGCUAAAGCUAAGGGCAUUGCUGCAGAAGGUAUAGAGCAAGCAGAGACAUCGACUGCAACAGCAGGAAAGACUCCUCCUCAGAAAGACUCAAAGAGCAUCAUCCUGCAAAAUACCAGGAUCACUACAGGGAAAACCAACACUGUGGAUAUCACCUUUGUGCCAAAAACGGUUUGGGGGAAGCCGCCCACCACCAACCAGCUUAUGUCAAAGAUAGAGAGGCAGAAGGAGCUCUUAUCCCUCGAGGUGGACUUUGACGACUUCAUGAUGCCUUUCAGCCAGAACAUCCAGAGGAAAACACUGGAGCUGGCAAAAACAACAGACUAGACCGAAAGGAGUGUGUGUGGUUUGGACUUCAGAGAGAGGGAGAGAGACACAGACAGUAAAUUAGGACAAGAGAGUGAGAGAGAGCGAGAGGGAAGCUGAUAAAAAGGAGCAGGAAACCAGACCAAACAUGGGCACAGGUGACGCACAGAGGAUACCCAGUUUCCAUAGCAACAGGCAGGUGCAAGACACUGGGAGUUAAUCUAGCUUUCGAUCUGUUGAGGUGAAACAUUUGCAUACACAUCACAGUGUGAGUAGUCCAAUAUACACACACAUAAACGCACACUAACACAAGAACAGAGCUAUGUAUGUGAUUCUUAGAGGGAAGUACACAACACACACAACAUGUGAAGAACCACACUGAGAUAAAUGUGAACAUGGUACCAGUAAUAGAGAAAAUGUGAUUGGCCAACCAGGACCCUGACCUAACUGACCCUACACACACAUACUGGGAAACGCCUGACACACUGAAGAUUCAGAGGGAUGGGAGGAAGAUGAAAGGGAGUUGACAAGAAGGGGAGAGGAGGAGAGGGAUGAGGCAGGAGAGUGAGAUUAAAGGAGAAGUGGAGAUAGGGGAAAGGAGCGUUGAUACGGACCCUGGGGGUAAAAUACCAUGAAGAGGAGGGAAAAGACAGAGAGGAGGAGAGCAGGUUGAGGAGGAAUGGGUUAUUGCAUGGUGAGGAGCGAGUGAAAGCGAGGAAAGAGGUUGAGAGGGAGGAACAGGAGAGGAGGAGCUGAGAAGGAGAAGUACAAAGGAGGAAAAGGAAGUGAAGGCAGCUAUAUACGGUACAUUUUUGGGUCCAGAAAAGAGCUGUGCGGGCUUCUGAAGCACAGGCUAGUUGUUGGGUAUAUUGUUUUGCAGGUAUUUGAUCAUAUACUAGAGUAUUGGAAAAUAAUAAUUUUGACCUGAUGAUGGCGCUAGAUGAAAAGUGAAGGGAUCAUCAAAGUUUUUCAGUUUAUCCUGAGGGGUUACAUGAGUGUCUGUACCAAAUUUUAUGGCAAUACAUCCAAUAGUUGUUAAGAUACAGGGCCGGACCUAGCAUUUUUGGAGCCCUAAGCGAAAUCUGUUCUGGAUGUCAGUCAUCAAGUCCUGUCGUGAUCAGUUUGUAAUUUUUCUGGGAGAAGAGCUUGCAGCAAAAGCAGUAAAGGCCAUUGUUUUUCUAUGAAUACAUCAGCCAGCUUCUCUUCAUUUCUUCCCCCCCCCCCAUUUAUUAGUUUCCUGUGAAAGAUGUGUUGGUGGCAACUUCUUCCAUCCUCUCUUUUAGGAAAAGUUAAAUCCUCUUUUAACUAAUGGGGACCUCUGCUGACAAACUCUGUUCUCACCUUAUCUGACAGGACUGGACAAUCAGCAGAGUCAAUAUGUGCUGCCUUAGGCUGUGCUCUACCUGUACAUGAUGUAGAGGUGGAUGUCUCUCCAUCGGGAGCUAAUGUAGUGGGUGAACAUAGGGAUGGUGGUAUAAUUUGUUUACCUGCAGGCAAAGACAGACAUGCAUGUACAUAUACCCAAUGUGUAUGUUGCUCAGAAAUAAACCACAUUAAUUAAUACAAAUAAGUAUGCAACUGUGAGUUGUGUUAAUAAUAACUCAAUUUCACAAUCAACAAACCAUCCUGACUAAACUCACCUGCUGCAGGCAGUGAUGGCAAAGUAAAAGAUGAAGGGUCUAUACUUUGACUUCCUUCCCAAGUAGCAGUCGCUGGGUUGUGCAGUAUUGUCUUUCAGUUCCAAAUACAUACUCCUUUCAAGUGCCUGGCUGUUCAUUUAUGCAGAACACAUUUUUAUAAUAUCUCAUAAUAUAUUUUAAUUUAAAACUAUAACCCUGGUUUUAUCCUAUACACAAAAUUAUUUUAUGUCCAUUGCUGAUUGUAAAUUAUCAAGUCAGAGAGAGGGAAACAGAUAAUAACAGGUUAAUAACAGGUAGCUGAUUCAUCAACAGCAGCAGCUCGGCUGCCAUCUCCCCAUGUUAGCUUAUUUAUAAUAUCCGUUCGUAGUCCGUGACUGAAGCAACGACUCACCACGACCACUGCUUAAAGUUGAAUCGCUUCUAGGAAGUCUAUAUUCGAUUAUUCAACAUAGCAAUCAUGCACUCGACCUGGGCCGAGGCAGACAUGGCCAGGGAUAGGGACCUGGUAUUAGCUAGCUGCUAGCUAAGCUUAAAUAGGUAGCUUUGCUUGAUAAUAAUAAUGGCGUCAUUAUACAUACCUCUGUAUUUUGCUCUCUUUUCAUCAUCUUCCUUCUUCCGCUUUCUCCCCUGUGCACCAGACGGCUUGGACCUCUUCAUCAUUAAUGAACAAGAAAAAAGACUACCGUUUUGAUAUCUUUCCGAAUCAUUUUCCAAUCACAUUUUAAGCUGUCACUUAUUCACCUGUUUUGCUCUACUCUUGGUCGUCCGUGGAGGGAGUUGUGGUGGCUGCAGCCCCCCCUGCUGGCUUGAGUGAAACAUAUAAUUUUACCUUUUUAAAUAAUCUCUGGAAAAAAUAAUGUUAACAGUGUCUGCCUGUGGAUGCGUUAUUCUGUUGUGGUUCAAGUAUGAAAAAUGUG